Messenger RNA from Lactuca virosa, 727 nucleotides. The record is from the annotation of a GenBank genome assembly. Lineage: Eukaryota; Viridiplantae; Streptophyta; Magnoliopsida; Asterales; Asteraceae.
CAAUUUUAUCUUAUGACUAUUAGAUCUUCGCUCCCUCUGCCACCAUUCAAUAGACUCGACUUUAUAACUUUUUCUUGAUUGAGCCGAGCACGUAAGUCAAGUCUUCACUUAGGCUAAGCGGAGUGGGGAUGUUAAGCCCACUCGCUAAGCUUGCUAGCGAGCCAUGAACACCCCCUAGCGCUCGCUAGGGGUCGCUAUCCUAUCCUCGUUACCAUUUUGGCGAGAAGAGAGAGAGGGUGAGGAUGGAAGCUUAUUGGUGGAGACGAUGGUAAUUUCUGGAGGCUUGUGAUGGAAUUUCCACCAUUGAAGCAGCCGAGAUGUUUGCAGCCUGUUUCGCCUGUGUUUGUGAGUGUUUUAGGAACAACAACGAUGGAAGGCGAUAAAAUUGAGGCAGCAACAUUGGCGAAUUCACCGGUAGAUGAAGUUUCGCAUUUAGCUCUUGAUAUCGGAGGUUCUCUCAUCAAUAUGGUGUAUUUCUCCACCGAAAGAGAACAACCUGUUGGGUUAAUUCAGAAACGGGGACAGUUUUGGUCCCAGGGGUAUUUUGGGAAAACUUUCCUAAUUUAAGGUUUUGAGUAAGUUUAGGAUUCUAAUUAGUUUAGUAUAAAUAGGGUAUGGUUGUUUGACAUUUUUAAUUAAGUUUUUACGGUCUUUGUUGAAUAAGAUAGUUGGAGCCAAAGUAGAUUCCCAAAUUUCUUCUGCACAACUAACCUUUGUCUCAUAAAGG